AUGAGGAUCUCUGCAUGCCGGCUAGUGCGCCCAAUUUUUGCCAGCCGCCCCAACCCGGUGCAACUCACUCGCCGAAAGCAGAAUCAGACCAAGGAAUGCUUUGCAGCUUUCAGGUCUUGCUUUCCUGGUGGCAUCCAAGAGGAAGCCCUGACUGUCGUACCCGUGUGCUGGGCCUUUCAGGAGGAGGUCAAGAAGGUGUUUCGAUUGGAUGCACACAUGACCCAGGCGGCUGCACAGCUUGGAAUGCAGAUCCUUUCAAGCGAAGAUGACCUUCGUCGACUGCGGCACCCUUGCUACGACACUGCGCACGUGACUACUUUCGAGUCGCACGACAUUUUGCGUCGUCAGGCCAUCUAUCCAGCGUCAAACCUGUUCGGCGACCAUGCUGGUGGCGCUGCAGCCGGCUUGGUGCCGUUCUGGAUUCCCCGGUGGACAGCUCCAGUCUCUCACACCUUCGAUGUGUGCAACCGCACUGACUUGUUAAAGUGGUAUGACUCCUUUGAGAGGCCGCGGCUCCCCAGCCAGUUGCCAGCCGAGUGGCAGCGCUGGGUCGUGAACCUGGGUGCCGGGGAUGGCUCUUGUGGCCAGGAUGUCGUUCGACAGGAUAAUCUCGCACGGGGACUCUUCGGCAUGUCGGACCCGACGAACUGCUUGCUUCGAGAAGGAUUUGGAGGCUUGGUGUUCGAGGGUGACAACAGGCGCCUCCACGACCUCCAAAGCCUCGUGGACAAUCGCACAGAUGUGGAACUUCAUUUUGGUUUCGUGGAUCCUGGUAUUGCAACGCAGCGCAUCCUGGAGUAUCAAGCACACUAUGGCCCAUCAUCUCCACAGUGGCUCAAGGUUGACGUGGACAACUGCGACUGCUGCUUUGUGGAAGAUGUUCUGAAAGCUGGAAUCCGACCUCUUCUCAUUCAUGUGGAAGUGCACCCGCUGGUUCCUCCGCCCUUUGUGUACAGGCCGGUCUUUUUCGAUCCCAGCAUUGGGGACUCGAUGCUCUCGUUGAGUGUCUUGGAGGGGCGUCCUGGACACAUGCUUCACUGUUCACUUUCUGCCUUCGAAGAGUUACUUGAUGAUUAUGGGUAUCAUCUC
This is a messenger RNA of Symbiodinium necroappetens, 1089 nucleotides long. Lineage: Eukaryota; Dinophyceae; Suessiales; Symbiodiniaceae. The record is from the annotation of a GenBank genome assembly.